Anarrhichthys ocellatus (wolf-eel) is the source of this 3154-nucleotide messenger RNA. RefSeq names its product anosmin 1b (gene anos1b). Gene Ontology annotation, biological process: neuron differentiation. Gene Ontology annotation, molecular function: peptidase inhibitor activity; protein binding. Gene Ontology annotation, cellular component: cell surface; extracellular region. The coding region runs from base 113 to 2260 and encodes 715 amino acids. NCBI's taxonomy places the organism in Eukaryota, Metazoa, Chordata, Actinopteri, Perciformes, Anarhichadidae. The record is from RefSeq and is a predicted model, not a curated record. The transcript is spliced from 15 exons.
UUCUGAACGUAAAGGGUCGCGAGAGCAGGACGUUGACGAGCCGGAGACACGAGGAAGAAAAGUCUGCCGUGUACACUUGUGCGUGCCUUUCAUUCGUAUCUCUUUCGGUGUCAUGUCAGUUUGUCGGACCGCUUUUGUGCUCCUGUGCGCGGUGCUGGCGGUGACUCGUGCCCGCAGGAGUUCACCGGAGCAGGAGGACGUUCAGGAGAAAAUCGGCAGCGCAAGAUGCACGUCCAGGUGUCUCACUCUGCACAUGACUCAGCUAACGACUGCCUUCAGACACCUCCAGAGUGACCAAGUUCUGGUUUGGUGUGAAAACCACAGACGCUGUGCGCAGUGCCUUCAGCCAUGCAAAGAACUGUGGGAAACAAGGAAGGUGCUUUCUCCAAAGUCCUGUGAGAAGCAGACGGAGUGUGUGACGAGCAGGGAGUUUCUGACCUCUCUGAGGUCGUCUCGUCAGGGGGACUGCCCUCCUCCUCAGCGAGCCACCGGAUUCGCUGCAGCCUGCGUGGAGAGCUGCUCGUUAGACCAGCAUUGUCCUUCCCCCAGGAAAUGCUGCUCUAAUGAAUGUGGACACACUUGCCAAGCCCCAGCCAAUCUAUAUAAAGGUGUUCCUCUGAAGCCUCGCAGAGAGAUGAGCUUCGUGGAGGAUUCAGAGGGACGCGUGAAGGUAGUGUGGGUGUCAAAGUUCAAUGUCAGCGUGGAGCCGAUCGUUUACAUGCUCCAGUCCCGCUGGAACGUCGGGAUUCAUCCCAGUGAAGACCAUGCCUCUCCAUGGACUACUGUUGCAAUGACGCUUUCUGAAGAUGUGGUUCUGUCAGAUUUGAGACCUCAGCGCUGGUACCAGUUCAGAGUAACAGCCAUCAACAGCCACGGCAGCAGAGGCUUCACCACACCCAGCAAACACUACAUCUCCAGUAAAGACCCUUCACCUCCAGAACUUCCAAUAAACGUCAGAGUGAGCAACCAAACUCUAGACCGGAUGGCUUCUCAACCAGGCACCCAGCUCACGGAAAGGUCGGGGGGAAGUGGGGUCACAGUGGCGGUGUUUUUAAGUUGGGAGCCCCCCAGAGAGGCAGACCUGCCUGUCCACAACUACAGAAUCACCUGGAUGUCUCGACAAGCACACACAGCGCACAAACACACACACACGCUGCAUACACACACGCACACAGUGCACAAAAAGGUGCUCACACGACCCACACACUCACACACACCAGAACAGGGUAAAAAGGAAAGCAACAGCAGAGUGACUCAAGGGGCACAGUGUGAGCUGUGGCUGCAGGGUUUGCUGCCUGCUACUUCCUACUUCCUGUCUGUCCAGACGGUGGCCUACUGGGGUCAGAAGAGGUUGAAAAGUCCAAGAGCCCAAAUUGUCUUCUCCACCAUAACUCAUACAGGUGAAGACUUCUCCAACGAGCUCCCGUCUUCCUCAUCUUCAUCAUCUCUUCCCUCCCUCUCAUCCUCCUCCCCUUCUUCCUCUGACCUCCCCCUCUCGUCCUCUCUGCCUCACCCUGAAUCCCCCCUUAACCCUGUCACUCCUGGCAAUCUGCGCCUGGAGGUCGCUGCCCCUCAUUAUCACAAUGACCAGCUGCAGGUCAAGGUGUUCUGGAAGUGGCCUCACCAAGGCAGGCAGAGACAUCCUGGGCCGUACAUUUUGCGGUGGCGUCCACAUACGUGCAGUACUAAUGUUACAAGCACAGAGAGAACAACAACUGUGCAGGGCACCCAUCACACCAUCACAGGCUUGCUGUUUGCAUGUAAGUACCGUGUCGCCGUGGUGAUGAAGGCUGACCAAGGGUCAGAGGCUGUUGCCUGGGUUACGACCCCGACUUGCUCCUCCAUCAGGGUCAGAGGAGGCAAAGCUUUGACCUGCAACACUGAGGAGCGCCUCCUGGCCAGCAGAAAGGUGGUACUGCGUCCAGAACGACUGACGGCUGACUUUCAACAAGUCAAUGGCACCCUGCUCAUGAAGCUCCGCUGGAGGAUAUCCCAUCAUGCACUGGACCCGGCAGCUGUGGAGGGGUUCCAAUUCACUUGGACACUGCAAUCAGGGGUUACCGCGGCAGUGGAAGGACACGAAGACACACUUAUCUCCCAGACACAGACAAUCGCACCGUCUCAGCGGUUGGUGACAGUUCAUGGUCUUCAGGCUGACAGUGUUUACCAGCUGCAGCUCCAGGUGCUAACAGCAGAGGGCAGCAACGGCGCCUCAGUCUCCAAGACCAUACAUACUCCAGCUAUCAAUGCCUCACUUUGAUAGGUAAUGGUGAUUUCAUGUAUGUAGGCCCAAACCCCACAGCUGUCACCGUCUGCUGCACCAAGCUCAUCUUCACAAACAUCAACUUCUCCAACAAAAUGUUGUACAAAUUGUAAAAAAUAACUUUACCCGUGCAUGAUGCCAGUUUAAUAAAGCACUAAGUACUUACAGUUAGUCUAAAACGUGUAUUUUUUUAUUAAAGCUGCAGCAUUAUUAAAAUGAUUCGGAUUGGCAUUAUUGCCACAGCAAUGCAGGACAUGUAUGUGCAAAGAAAGACCCCUUGUAUGACUGCAUCUGUAUGUUUGGUGAUUAAAUGGGACCAAUCAGGUCAUUUCUAAUCAUCUGACAUCACUGGAGCCAAAUGACACUUGUGAAGAAACUUAUAAUGCCUUUUGUUUUUGAUCAUGCAAGUAGAGAAUGAUAUAGCACUGACCAUAUGUACAAAUAGAAAUGUAUAGCAACAGACUGUGUUCAUUUUAAUGCAUAUUCUGCUGCAUUAUUUUUUGAAGCAAGUGGGCUGAGUUGGUGAAGCCUUGAAGUAAGCUCAAAUAUAUUUUGUUCAUAUGUUUAAAAAAGCAAAUGUUUCAUUUAAAUCUCUUUGCAUUUGCUUGUUUGAUACAUUUUGGGCCUUUUGCAACAUUACUUUGCAUCACGGAAUACCCACUUCACUACAAUAUGACAUUUUUACAUAGUCAAUAUAGAUAUUCCUGUGGUAGAUAUUUCUUUGUUUUGCUAAACUCAUGGCAUUACUUUAAAAUGGUUGGAAACUACUGCUGUCAAGCAACCAGUAAUUAUCAUGUUAAUAUUCUCACUAUGUAACCAUUUUUGGACAUUUAACUGUUAAUAAUUUUGUACUUAAUUCCUUUACUUUUUGACUAUUAGUUUUAUUUAUUG